Lolium rigidum is the source of this 699-nucleotide messenger RNA. RefSeq lists its product as uncharacterized. The transcript has a single exon. Lineage: Eukaryota; Viridiplantae; Streptophyta; Magnoliopsida; Poales; Poaceae. Gene Ontology annotation, biological process: shoot system development; root development. The record is from RefSeq and is a predicted model, not a curated record. Bases 1 to 699 code for a protein of 232 amino acids.
AUGGCUUACCAUCAAAGAUCUUCAAGCGCGCCUUCGAGCCCACGAUCAAACAAGCCCAAAGUCGAGCAACAGCUCCACAGCCUGAGCACAACAAUCUCUUCACCAUCGGCGACCAUCGAUACAUCAUGCGAUGGUUUGAGGAGUCUUGAAGGUAUCUACAGCUCCAUCGAGGAGAUGAUGUGCAGGCCCAGCAGCCAAGUCAGCCUGCAAAGGAAGGUGGUGGAGGCGGAGCUCGGAAGGUCACUCAUCUUGCUUGACCUCUCCAACGCCAUGCACGAGAACUUCAUGGAGCUGAAGAUGAGUGUUCAGGAGCUUCUGUUGGCUCUCAGCAGAGGAGAAGAUGCAUAUGCCCAAGUCAAGGCAUACAUCCGGCUAGCCAAGAAGGCGCAAAAGCAGUUCAAGAAGAUCAGCAAGAACACCGUUUCUGACAACGACUGCAGGAUGCUGAUGCUAAUGGCUGAGGCAAGAGAGAUUACCAUCUCACUACUCGAAUCCACAUGCAGGCUCCUGUCGAAGCAAUUUGAGAUGCCCAAGUGUUCUCUUGUCUCCAAGACAUUCCACAAGAGCAAGUUCGUGUGCAAAGAGGAGCAAAUGAGGGCACUGGAGUGCAGUGUCAGUGAUCUUGAGUCUGGAGUGGAACUUCUGUACAGGAGAUUGAUCCAAAACAGAAUUUCGCUUCUGAACAUUCUUAGCUCAUAG